Molecule: messenger RNA, 1626 nt
Organism: Aspergillus brunneoviolaceus CBS 621.78
Lineage: Eukaryota; Fungi; Ascomycota; Eurotiomycetes; Eurotiales; Aspergillaceae
Product: putative amidase
Exons: 5
Coding region: 1-1626 (541 amino acids)
Source: RefSeq, a predicted model, not a curated record
AUGCAUCUCUGGCACCUCUUGCCUCUCGUGGCUUUUCCUUACGCUUGCCGUAUCCUGCUUCCGGAGCACGGCGAACUGUCAGGCAAUGGCCGGCCGGAAUGCGACCUUCCGUCUCUGAUCGACGCGACGGUGGAUGACCUGCAAGAGGGCCUGAACAAGAGUUGCUUCACCAGUGUGGAAUUGGCGUACACGCUCCGAAUCCAUGAGGUCAAUUCGAAGACGAAUGCUGUUUUGGAGGUGAAUGAUGAGGCACUCAGUAUUGCAGCGGCUCUUGACAGUGAGAGAAGCAGAGGGCAAGUUCGUGGGCCUUUGCAUGGGCUGCCGGUCUUGAUUAAGGAUCUUAUCGGGACGGGGGAUCAACUCAAUAAUACAGGCGGGUCUUAUGCUCUCCUCGGAUCCAAGCUUCCUGCUGAAGCCACAGUGGUGAGUAAGCUCAGAGAGCAGGGGCUCAUAAUCCUAGGCAAGAGCAGCGUGUCGGAGUGGGCCAAUUUUCGCUCCUUCAAUUCGUCCAACGGGUGGAAUGCCAGGCGAGGUCAGACGUAUGCGGCCUACUAUCCUGGGCAGGAUCCGAGCGGAAGUUCGAGUGGGAGCGCUGUUGCGACUGACCUGGGGCUGGUCACUUUUGCUCUGGGUACAGAGACUAGUGGCAGCAUUUUGCUUCCCGCCGAGAAGAGCAAUGUCAUCGGUAUCAAGCCCACUGUCGGUCUCACAUCGCGAUACAUGGUCAUCCCCAUCAGUGAGCGCCAGGAUACCGUUGGGCCCCUGGCCAAGACAGUCAAAGAUGCUGCCAUGCUGUUGCAAGCUAUUGCCGGUGCAGAUUCCAUGGACAACUAUACGCUGGCCUCACCCUUUGGCAACUACUUGCCCAGUUAUGUGGAUGCCUGCAAAUUUUCCGGGCUGCAGGGGAAGCGCAUCGGUGUUCCACGAAAUGUCAUCGCUUAUUUUGAGCAGUCCGAUGCCUCCAUUAUCCCGGUCUUCGAAGAGGCAGUCUCCAUCAUUGCGGGUGCUGGUGCGGCUGUCAUCGAUGAGACAAAUUACACAGCGUACAGCGACUUCUCCACCAGCUCUAUCCCAGCUUUGGUAGUGGCCGCUGAUUUCACCUCAAAUAUUGCCACCUACCUGUCAAGUCUGACCGUAAACCCCAACGAGCUCCACAGCGUUGCAGACAUUCGCCAUUAUACUCAGCAGAGUCCACCCGAGGAAUAUCCAUCUCGUGACACGGGGAUCUGGGACCAAGUUAUUGCGGCGGGCUUGAACAACACCUCUCCAGGGUUCUGGUCAUUGUAUCAAGAUAACUUGCAAUUUGGCGAUGAAGGGGGAUUGUUGGGAGCACUGAGACGGCAUGAGCUCGAUGCUGUCAUCUUGCCCACUCAGCUGGCCUCUGAUAUCCCUGCCAUAAUUGGGACGCCGGUGAUCACCGUGCCGAUGGGGGCAUUUCCGAACGGAACACCGGUCCGAGCAAAUGCACAUGGAGAUCUGAUCGAGCAGGCGCCUGGGAUCCCUCUUGGCGUCAGUUUCCUGGGACCCAAGUGGAGUGAAGAGGCGUUGAUAGGUAUGGCAUAUGCAUUUGAGCAGCGGACGCUGGUUCGCGACCGACUCGAACGGUACAUUGAGCCGCUCUUUUGA